Orycteropus afer afer is the source of this 3089-nucleotide messenger RNA. The record is from RefSeq and is a predicted model, not a curated record. NCBI's taxonomy places the organism in Eukaryota, Metazoa, Chordata, Mammalia, Tubulidentata, Orycteropodidae.
GGAAAAGCAACUGAGGUCUUAACUUUCAGAUGCUGAAUUCUCGGCUAAUUGAAAUUACUGGGCACAAUGCUAUAUAUAGCCAAUGAAGAGAUUUUGAGCUCUCACUCAGUGCCUUCAAGACAUGUCGUUUUGUAGUCAGAGAAAACAGAGAUCAAUGCAUUUUCAAACUGACAGAGGGAACGGAUGCUCCUUAGUAGCACAUGCCCAGGAUCGUGUGUGUGGGGCUUGCACUGUGGUGAGAAGCUGAAUACCGGUCCAUAUGCUCCUUAUUUACUGCAAUGUUCUUUGCAUGUUACUGUGCACUCCGGACUAACGUGAAGAAGUAUCGAUACCAAGAUGAGGACGCUCCACAUGAUCAUUCCUUACCUCGGCUAACCCAUGAAGUAAGAGGGCCUGAACUUGUGCAUGUAUCAGAAAAGAACCUUUCUCAGAUAGAAAAUGUCCAUGGAUACGUCUUACAGUCCCACAUUUCUCCUUUGAAGGCCAGUCCUGCUCCUAUAAUUGUCAACACAGAUACUUUGGACACGAUUCCUUAUGUCAAUGGGACAGAAAUUGAAUAUGAAUUUGAAGAAAUUACAUUGGAAAGGGGGAAUUCUGGUCUGGGAUUCAGUAUUGCUGGUGGGACAGAUAAUCCCCACAUUGGAGAUGACCCUGGCAUAUUUAUUACGAAGAUUAUACCAGGUGGUGCUGCAGCAGAGGAUGGCAGACUCAGGGUCAAUGACUGUAUCUUGAGGGUGAAUGAGGUCGAUGUAUCAGAGGUUUCCCACAGUAAAGCAGUAGAAGCCCUCAAAGAAGCAGGGUCUAUUGUUCGGCUGUAUGUGCGUAGAAGACGACCCAUUUUGGAGACUGUUGUGGAAAUCAAACUGUUCAAAGGGCCUAAAGGUUUAGGUUUUAGUAUUGCAGGCGGUGUGGGGAACCAACAUAUUCCUGGAGACAACAGCAUUUAUGUAACUAAAAUUAUAGAUGGAGGAGCUGCACAAAAAGAUGGAAGACUACAAGUGGGAGACAGACUACUAAUGGUAAACAAUUAUAGUUUAGAAGAAGUAACACACGAAGAGGCGGUAGCAAUUUUGAAGAACACAUCAGAUGUAGUUUAUUUAAAAGUUGGCAAACCCACCACAAUUUAUAUGACUGAUCCUUAUGGUCCACCUGAUAUUACUCACUCUUAUUCUCCACCGAUGGAAAACCAUCUACUCUCUGGCAACAAUGGCACUUUAGAAUACAAAACCUCCCUGCCACCCAUCUCUCCAGGAAGGUAUUCGCCAAUUCCAAAGCACAUGCUUGUCGAAGAUGACUACACCAGGCCUCCGGAACCUGUUUACAGCACUGUGAACAAACUGUGUGAUAAGCCUGCUUCUCCCAGGCACUAUUCCCCUGUUGAGUGUGACAAAAGCUUCCUUCUCUCAGCUCCCUACCCCCACUACCACCUAGGCCUGCUCCCUGACUCUGAGAUGACCAGUCAUUCUCAACACAGCACUGCAACGCGCCAGCCUUCAGUGACUCUCCAACGGGCCAUCUCUUUGGAAGGGGAGCCGCGCAAGGUGGUCCUACACAAAGGCUCCACAGGACUGGGCUUCAACAUUGUGGGAGGGGAAGAUGGAGAAGGUAUUUUUGUGUCCUUCAUUCUGGCCGGUGGACCAGCAGACCUAAGUGGGGAGCUCCAGAGAGGGGACCAGAUCCUAUCGGUGAAUGGCAUUGACCUCCGUGGAGCAUCCCAUGAGCAAGCUGCUGCCGCACUAAAGGGGGCUGGGCAGACGGUGACCAUUAUAGCACAAUACCAACCUGAAGAUUACGCUCGAUUUGAGGCCAAAAUCCAUGACCUACGGGAGCAGAUGAUGAACUACAGCAUGAGCUCCGGGUCCGGGUCCCUGCGAACCAAUCAGAAACGCUCCCUGUAUGUCAGAGCCAUGUUUGACUAUGACAAGAGCAAGGACAGUGGGCUGCCGAGUCAAGGACUUAGUUUUAAAUACGGAGAUAUUCUCCAUGUUAUCAAUGCCUCCGAUGAUGAGUGGUGGCAAGCCAGGCGAGUCACACUGGAGGGCGACAGUGAGGAGAUGGGAGUCGUCCCCAGCAAAAGAAGGGUGGAAAGAAAGGAACGUGCCCGAUUGAAGACGGUAAAGUUUAAUGCAAAACCUGGAGUGAUUGAUUCAAAGGGGGACAUCCCCGGAUUAGGUGACGACGGUUAUGGAACAAAGACUCUGAAACAUGUUUCUUCUAAUGCCAGCGAUAGCGAGAGUAGCUACCGAGGGCAAGAAGAUCUCAUUCUUUCCUAUGAGCCUGUCGCAAGGCAGGAAAUAAACUAUACUCGGCCUGUGAUUAUCCUGGGCCCCAUGAAGGAUAGGAUCAAUGAUGACUUAAUAUCUGAAUUCCCUGACAAAUUUGGCUCCUGUGUGCCUCAUACUACAAGGCCAAAACGUGACUAUGAAGUGGAUGGCAGAGACUAUCACUUUGUCAUUUCCAGAGAACAAAUGGAAAAAGACAUCCAAGAGCACAAGUUUAUAGAAGCCGGCCAGUACAAUGACAACUUAUAUGGAACCAGUGUGCAGUCUGUGAGAUUUGUAGCAGAAAGGGGCAAGCACUGUAUACUUGACGUAUCAGGAAAUGCUAUCAAGCGGUUGCAAGUUGCCCAGCUCUAUCCCAUUGCCAUCUUCAUUAAGCCUAAGUCUCUGGAACCUCUGAUGGAGAUGAAUAAACGUCUAACAGAAGAACAAGCCAAGAAAACCUACGAUCGAGCAAUUAAGUUAGAACAAGAAUUUGGUGAAUAUUUUACAGCUAUUGUCCAAGGAGACACCUUAGAAGAUAUAUAUAACCAAUGCAAGCUUGUUAUUGAAGAGCAAUCUGGGCCUUUCAUCUGGAUUCCCUCAAAGGAGAAGUUAUAAAUUAGCUACUGCACCUCUGACAACGACAGAAGAGCAUUUAGAAGAACAAAAUAUAUAUAAUAUACUACUUGGAGGCUUUUAUGUUUUUGUUGCAUUUUAUGUUUUUGCAGUCAAUGUGAACUCUUAUGAAUGUACAACACAAACUGUGUGAAGCCAUGAAGGAAACGGAGGGGCCAAAGGGUGGGACAGAAAAGACACUGAAGUAUGCAG